GAGCCACAACGCUCGCGUAAGUACGCGACAUACAAGUAGUUCCUGGCGUCUAGGCAAUUGGACUAACAAUAAGUCCUUGGAAUUUGUUUUUACUUGUGAAUUUAUUAUUGUGUAGGUGGUGUGAACGUUUUGUCGGUUAUCGGUGGAUAUUUUUGGAUUCUACGGGAGAUUUUUCGAGUGACUUGGACGCCGACGAACCCUCUGGGAAUCUCACGACACAGGGAAGACGCUAUCAACAUCGAACCCUGGGUGGAUUUUUCAGAAGUUCACGUGGUCCCCGUAAAAAAUGUAGAAUCCCCCCUCAGCGUCGUCGCUAGGUACGGCCCUGUCUACCGGCGGCGGAGUGAUAUUCUCAGAAUUGGCGUCGGUAUUUCGUGGGGGCCCUCAGCUGUUUCCCGCCAAAGAUCGCCAUUACAAAACGCGUUCGGGCGUUGUGUUGUGCGCCGCCGGAGUGGCUCUCCCCGUGGCUAAAUAAUCUCACUUGUGCCCUGUUAAGUAUCAAACAGUGCUUUUUGUAUAAGAAGAAAAAAAAAACAAAAAUCGGAAGGAUACUGGUUAUUUUUCCGUUAAAAUUUUUAUUUUCUCCAUUUUACAAAUUUAUUAAAUCGUGAGGUGGGGUUUAUCAAAGUGAACAAACGGGUGGUGUUGUGCGGCGCUUCCUGGCGCCCUGAGGGCACGCCAAUACAGAUCAAUUCGCAGUAAUUGACCCCCAACGGAUUAUUGAAAUAAAAAUAUCGUGUGUGAAGACAAAACAUUAAAAUUAUUCGUGAAAAAAUUAUGAAAAUUAAUGGGGAAAAUUCAGUUAAAAAAGUACAGUUUAUUUGAAAAUCAACAAAAAUUAAUAAAUAAUUAAGUGAUUUGAUUGAAGUGAAUUGACUGGACACGAGUGAAAAACAAAUAAUUUUUUUAUAAUUGCACAGUUGAGAAGCAGAACUGUUUGGGAUCUUUUUUUUCUUCAAUCCUGUGCUUCACAAAUAUUCUAAGCGUUAUCCGGUGGUUUAUUGUUUAAUUAUUAUUAUCAAAUAAAACAUUAAUUCGUCAACGACGAAAAGUGAAACUCAGUGACAAGUGGGUGAGGAACAACGAGAUAUGUCAGUGUUUGGUGGUGACGAACGGAUUGUGAUCGAGGAAAUUGUCGAGACAACCGAAGACCAGGAGACUGAGUUUUUCGGUACUGAAGAGUUGGAGGAGAGUGGUCUCGCAACAGUGGCACUCUUGGAGAUUGCAGACGGCCAGGAGCAAGAUCCACUCUCUGAUUUGGAUGUACAAGAGCCCAACGAAAUCCAGGAAUCCGACAGAGUGACACUUAGAUCCGGUAGAAACGUAGGUGGUAGCCGUGGAGCUGGCCAGAAUAAUUCAUUUGGCAGUGGCGCCAGUAGUGAUACGAGCAACGUUGGUAGAGUAACACAGCGUACACAUAUGGAGCAAGAGAAACGAAUAAGGCGAGAAAUCGCCAAUAGCAACGAGAGACGACGUAUGCAGAGUAUCAACGCUGGAUUUCAAUCAUUGAGGACACUACUGCCACGUCAUGAGGGGGAGAAACUGUCUAAGGCGGCAAUUCUGCAGCAAACAGCUGAAUACAUCUACCAACUGGAGCAGGAAAAAACUCAGCUCCUUUCCCAAAACUGUCAGCUUAAAAGACUGGUGAAUCAGCACGAGGGAGGGGACGUGCCGAUUAAAAAACGCAAAGCCGAGAGUCAAGGAGUCGUUGUAAGUCUCCCAAUCCACGUAAGCGAGAGUGGAGACGAAGGACUAGGUAGUAUGUCACCCGAGCCCCUCUCUGUAAUCACAGUAUCAUCCGAUAAUCACUCAGUAGUUAACAAUAACAACAGUAGUGAGCUUGUCGAGUUGAGACGACAGUUGGAGAGAGAGCGCCAUCAAAGGCUACACCUGGAGAAGCAGAUGCGGGCUAUCCAGGCACAAGUUUAUCCAGACAGAUUCCGUGACAAUCAAGUCAUGACUUAUCAGCCGCACGAGGUCAUUGAACACACUGACAACGUUCUUGCCCAAGAAACGGAAGAGGCCGUGACCGCCCUCCAGGUGGUCUCAGUGAUGUCAAUACCAGCGGUGGGUUCGACGCAAACCGUUGAAACAACCACCGAAGAUCCAACAUCACCACCCUUGUCACCCCAGCCAGUUGAAUUAUUAAAUGAGGAGGGUAAGGAUGAGGAGGUACGUCCGGGAAGUCCAAAAAUCGUCACAUUCGCCGCCAACAAUCAGAUAUUCACAGCGACAAUUGAGGAAGGGAGCAAUACAGAAGCAUUUUCACCUUCGAGAGUGACGUAUGCUGGUGAAUUCAAAAAUACGGGGGCUCAGUUUAUUGCAGCGAGCCCGAUGAGACCCUUCUCGCCCGCUGCUGAGCCCAUUUUACCUAGUGUUCUUGAAGCGGCAAUGAAGGCUGAACCUAAGGUCGAGGUUGAAAGAUUGCCAUCGCCCUCAAGUUCCCUCGAGGACGGUACGCCCCAAGCGCGCGGCUACCUCACCAACACCUCGCGCCAGAAUUUAGAGACAAUUGUCGAGGCAAUUCGUCACCUAGAAGGUGAUAAUCUCUUUGGCGAUGAGCCGGCCCAGGACGCACCGUUGGCCCUCACCAACAAACCAACAGGUGCCACCGCCAACUUCCCCAAACAACGACUUCUCCAUGCAGACGUCAACUUCCCCCACCUCCAUACCAAUCAGCCCAACCAGCAGCGACCCGGUGUCAUCGUUGUCAAGCACUCGUGAUCAGCCACAUCAAAACCCGCGUCAACAGCUCCAUAAACACCAACAGAUAAGCAAGAAACAACAGCAAAAAAUAUAACUUAAACGAGUAAAAAAAAUCGAGAAAAAAACGAAAUUUUCACUUUUCUUCGAUGAAAAAAAAUUGUCUUCGGUAAUCAAUUCCUUGAUUAGUCGAAUGGAUAAUUAGAUGAUGGAUUGAUUGCGAAUUGAGAACAUUUGAAUGUGCCUGGAGGUGCCAGCGGGUAGAAAAGAAACGAGAGUGAUGUAAGAUAAAACUGAAAAAUCGAAAUGAAAUUCAAUAUUUCAACUUUUUUAUGUAAAUAUCGUAUGUUUUUUUUUGUUCUCAUGCACUUUUAUGACAGAUUAUUCGUCGAUGUAACGAGCCUAUUCAUGAAUUAUGAAUAAUGAAGCAGAGUUUCAAGACAAUUGUACUCAAUUGUGUUGAAAACAAGAGGAAAAAAAUGUUUUUUAAGAUUAAUAAACAGAAAUUGAGGCUCUCAAGUGCGUAAAUAACCCACAAUGAAUAUUCCUAGCUUAAGUACGUACGCUGUAUUAUAAUAUAUUUACGUUUUCUUUUUUUUUUUCUUUUUUUACGAUUGUUAAAACAUAAACUAAAAGAUGAUGAAUAAAAAUGCAUUGGAUGAGUUUAAUUGAUUUAAAAUGAAUAUUGUAUGUUUCUCAAUGUCUCCUGUGUCAUUGUUAUAUCGUACAGGGAGGGUUUUGAUUGAGAUUACCGGCAUGCUUCAUAUUUGACACACAUUAUUGAAGUUUUUUUCGAAAUUUUUGAGUGAUUCAGGCGAUUUAGUCAGUGGUGAAGGGGUGAAAUAAUGCAAAAUCGAAGGUACGAAAAAAAGAUUAUCUCUGGAAUUAUCAGAAGUGUCAUGGAACAUUUUUUCUGAAGAAUUUAACCUACAAAAAAUGUCUAGAUACAUUUCUCGAUCGAACCUCUCGAGAUAAUCAAGUCAUAACGAAGAGAGAAUUGCAAUUUCACCGCCGAAAUGCGCUCCAUUUUUUAAAUACUGCUUUUUUAUUCUACUCGGUGCAUAUUGGAGAUCUGUUUUAACCUUCGGUUAAUCUGUGCCAAAUAUCGAGUAUUGAGACUUUCCUUCGUAGACGUAGAACUCUCCAUGGGUUAAUCGAUAAAUUGAUAACCACCAUUCGUAUAAGUCACAGAUUUGAUUUUCUUGCUGAUAUUCACUGGAAUUGUUGACUGAAUAUCCCCAAGAAAUCACAUCCCACUAUUUUUCAUGAUCCUGAAUUUUUUUUUUAAUAUUUGACGGUCAUUUCUUUAUAUCGUAAAUAUCCCCAGAGCCAAAAGUCUAGUGACAUUGUCUCUUACAGCGACUCUCUCCCAGGAUAUUCACGAAAUGAAGCCCCAAGUCUAUCGAUUCUCAACUAAUUAUGUAUUGUUCAACUCUCAAUUCUUUUCGCCCUGAUUCAGUGAAAGGAAAAAACAUUAAAUAAUCCUUGGACACCCAUGGAGAGACCCCCUGAAUGAUGAUGGAAUAUAUGUGCGAUAACUCUUGACUAAACAACCUCUGCUUUCAGCGAAAAAAAUCGUCUGCACGUGGGGGUUGAAACCGCAAUUUAAAAAAAAAAUUCAACAGUGAUUGAAGGAAAAAUUAUGCAGACAGAUUAGUCACGAGAUAUUAGACCUUGAAAAUAACUGAUUAAUGAUGAAUGAAACCUACAAAAUCCGAAGAAAUGAAACAGGAGGAAGUGAAGAGAACAGAAUAGAACAGAACAAAUCGCACCUAAGUUUAGAUUUCGUAAGAAAUUGUGAGCGGAAUUUGUAAUGCGUGUGAUGAAUUUAUAACUGUAAUGUAUGUAUAUACCCGUAAGUAAAAUUAGUAAUGUGUAGUGACGUUAUCACCUCUGAUUUGUUCACCAGAAUGAGUGGAAGAAAAAUAUGAUGUUGUGAGAAGUUGUUUCGUAUCACGAGGAUUGAGAGACUGAUCUAGGCUAAAUGAAUCAUUAAGGAGUACAUUUUGUCGGGUAUUAUUUCGAUCAUUACUCAUUUAUUCGCCUUGGUCUUAUGAUUAAUUAGUUCGUGAUACGAAGGGACUGAUAAAUAACAUGAAUGAAAAUUUUGAAAGAACAUUUGAUGAAUGAAAUAGAGAGGAAGAAUCCAUUUGAUCAUUUUUUUUAAACAGCCAUUUUCGCUUUUGAAAUAAUCUUCAAAGCCUGAAAGGUCAAAAGGUUGAAGUUCUAAGGGUAAAAAAGGUUUUUGGUGAAAAAGGUCCCCCAAAUAAAGGAUUUAGACGGCAGUUGAACCACCUAAUACAGUUAAAAUGGCCCUUCUUCCCACUUAACCUUCAACCUUUCAAUUCGUAGAAAAAGCGUUUUCUUGAAGUAUCAUUUGAGCCUGAAAACUUAGGUUCAAAAAACCCUUUCUCACUCUUAACCCUAAAGCUCAUCAAGGGUUGUUUGACCUUCAAGAUCAUUUCCUUCUACCCUGACCUUCAGAAUCCUGGAAACAAUCACGAGGGUCAUUUGACUCUAAAAAUAUCUUUAACCCUCCACCGGAAAUAAAAAAAGCAUCCUGAACACCCGUUUCUACUGAAAUCAACAAACAAUGACGAGGUGAAAGCGUCUAGAAUGCAAGCUGAAGGAAUGAACAUUGAAACAUUGACUGAGGUUUAAAGCGAUUUGACACAAAUUGACAUGAAGAAUAGACCUCAAAAUGUCAGUGACUUUUUGCGAAAAUGGAGUAAAGCAAUGAGGGCCUAAUUGAUGAAUUAUUUUAAUGAAUAAUGGCAUUCAAAUUCGGACAUCAAAAUAGAAUUUUUAAAAGCCUUUCUACCUUUCUUAUUAACGAAACGAUUGCGAUAAAUUUUGAAAUGUAUCCAUUCAAUGUCAUUGUUCAUGAAAAUUAUUCAGAAACGAUUCAAGAGUUUUUCCAGACACUUUUGGGGAAUUUCUGUCAUCUCGCCCGUAACCAGUAUACGAAUAUGUAAGGAAAUAAAAUGUUAAACAAAAUUAUCUGCGCAAAAAAUAUUAUAAAAGUGGAAAAAUUUCGAUUGGCCCUUCCAACAUUGUCUCCCUCCAUGCUCUCACCUCUCGCAUUUAAUGACCAAAAUUUUUUGUAUUAAGUUUAUUUAUCAAUUAGGAUUGUUUUAGAAGAUAAUUAGGAGGAAAGAGGAAUCAAUGAAUAGCUUUUCUUGAGGAUGAGAAGUGGAGGCAUUCGGACAAAGAGGAAAGAACCAGUCGAUUUUGUUUCAGAACUUGAAAUUUUUUAUCGUAAAAAAUAGAAGAAAUUAAUGAUCCAGGAUAUUUGAGGGUUAAUGGGUCGAGAAGGAAUAGAAGAUUCGCAACUUUUAAUGUUGCAAAAUUUUUGAGUAUUAGAACGAUGAAAAUAAAUCAAUGAUCGAGUGGUUAAACGUCAGAUAAACUUGUGCUUAUUUUGUUACCAAAUGGAUCGAUAGGUAAAUGUUAAAAAAUAUUUUCUGUUGAAAAUUUAAUUCUCAGCAAAGAAUGUUGUAUGACAUUUUUUCUGUGAUUGAUUUGGGCGUAUCUCCAAUACUGAAGGAUACAUCGAAAAGCUUUAUGAGACAUUUUUGUGGAGAAUCAAAUUUCAAGAAAAAAAAACUCUUGUCAUAUUUAUCGAUCGAUCCACUCAUUAGCGAAAUAAUCACACGUGCAAUUACGUUUCAUCAUUUUUAUACUGGGAUAAUCCCUAGAGUUUAAAAGAAUCAAUAUUUUCCGUUGAUUACAUCGAGGGAUAUCUCGAUAUUUAUGGGGGUUAAAUCGUCACUGAGAGCUUAUACGUAAAUGUAAGAGCUGUGGACUUGAAAUAGAUUAAAUAUAAUAUCAUUAUUUCAUAAUUGUUUUUUUACAUUUGCAUAUUUCGAUUUUUUAAAUCAAUUUUUCACUGAAAAAUCAUCCAUUAUCUUCUAAAUACAAAGAAAAACUUCAUGAUUGAACUGAGGAUUUGAUUAUUUAUUGGAAUAAAUGAGAAAUAAUUUACUUUUUCACCUGAAAUUUUGAUUUAAAAAAAUACGAAAAACGAUAAAGGUCCAUGAAUUCUUAGUGAACGACACCUGAAAGAUGAUAAGCCACCCCAUUAUAUCAAUUUUCCUAUUCAACAUUUUUCAACAAACAUAAACAAACAUUAUAAAAAUAAAUAAAUGAGAAGAAUGAGAAGAUGCGCGUAAUAAUAAAACAACAAAUCCAAACAUUUCUUAUGUAAAAGGUUCCAUAAAAGUUAAUUAUAAAAUUCAUUUUUGUUAAAAAAAAUUGUUUAUUUCUUUGUUUCAUAAUAAUCCGAGACUUCGAAGUUACUAAGUAAUUUCGAAUUUCGUAAUAAAGUAUGUGUGAUGAGCAAUUAGAGAAAAACGAACAUUAAAUCGAGUGGAUGUUUGUGCCAAUGAUGAGUGACAACAAAUAGCGGCAGGUUCCGAACUUUCACAAACUGGAACAGAACUGAGUAGUUUAAAGUGCCGGGUGUGGGAGCAUUAAGAAUAAUUGAUGAACGAAUAAAUAUGAAAAUAGUAAAAAA
Molecule: messenger RNA, 7219 nt
Organism: Diachasmimorpha longicaudata
Lineage: Eukaryota; Metazoa; Arthropoda; Insecta; Hymenoptera; Braconidae
Gene: crp
Exons: 7
Coding region: 1090-2724 (544 amino acids)
Biological process (GO): regulation of transcription by RNA polymerase II
Cellular component (GO): nucleus
Molecular function (GO): protein dimerization activity; RNA polymerase II cis-regulatory region sequence-specific DNA binding; DNA-binding transcription factor activity, RNA polymerase II-specific
Source: RefSeq, a predicted model, not a curated record